UAACAACAAUGUCAUCAUCCCGAAACCUGCAACAUUCAUCAAACUCCAAUAAGAGCCAUAAGUUAGUCUUUUUAUUCUUACUCUUAAUCUUCCUCCUCUGUGUAUUAAGACAGAGACUUGUCGCUUCCAACCAACAGACCAAAUGGUCGCCGCAGAAUCCCCAGACAUUCGAGAAAAUCCCGCCUUCUCUAGCAGACGCACUAGUCCACUACGCCACCGCGAACCGCACUCCCCAACAAACCUUUGAGGAAAUUUCGCUCACAAAAACCGUCCUCCAGAGAAGGUCACCAUGCAACUUCUUGGUGUUUGGGCUCGGAUUCGACAGCUUGUUGUGGAAAUCCCUGAAUCACAAUGGGCGAACUGUUUUCCUAGAAGAGGACAAGCAAUGGAUAGAGCGCGUCAAGUUGAUGAAGUUGUCCCUCGAAAUAUACCACGUGGAGUAUGACACUCACGUUGAGGAGGCAGUGGAACUGUUGAGGAUUGGGAAGACGGAUGAAGAGUGCAAGAAGGUGAUGGACCCAAGAUACUCGAAAUGCAGAUUGGCUCUCAAGAAUAUGCCCAAGGAAGUGUAUGAGACAAAAUGGGACCUGGUGAUGGUGGAUGCGCCCAAGAGCUGGACCAAGGAGCUGCCCGGAAGGAUGAGUGUGAUUUAUACGGUUGGGAUGAUGGCAAAGAACAGAGAAGAAGGGGCCAAAACUGAUGUGUUUGUGCAUGAUGCGGAAAGGUGGGUGGACAAUAAGUUUUCGAGAGCUUUUCUUUGUGAAGCUUACAUGAAGGAACAAGUUGGGAUGCUGAGGCACUUCACUAUCCUUGCUCACAACACUGCCUCUAAUAUGCCCUUUUGUCCGUAGCACCCAAAAUUUUAUCUGUUAAGCUUCCACGCGCAAGAAUUUGGCACUAUACCCCAACUUUUAUAUAUUUCCCGUUAUAUAUCUUUUACUUUUCUCCAUUUCAAACAUGAUUCAUUUUCUCUUUCAGUUUUUGGAUGUAAUAUUGUAUGUCUUUCAAUCGUGU
Molecule: messenger RNA, 1014 nt
Organism: Cuscuta europaea
Lineage: Eukaryota; Viridiplantae; Streptophyta; Magnoliopsida; Solanales; Convolvulaceae
Source: the annotation of a GenBank genome assembly